This is a messenger RNA of Scomber scombrus (Atlantic mackerel), 192 nucleotides long. RefSeq lists its product as uncharacterized. The annotation marks the transcript as partial. The transcript has 3 exons. The record is from RefSeq and is a predicted model, not a curated record. NCBI's taxonomy places the organism in Eukaryota, Metazoa, Chordata, Actinopteri, Scombriformes, Scombridae.
GAGAAAGAAAGAAAGAAAGCGGAAGAAAAAGAAAGAAAAGAAAGGAAGUGGAGGAAGAAGAAAAAGAAAGAAAGAAAGAAGGAAGUGGAGGAAGAAGAGAAAGAAAGAAAGAAAGAAAGAAAGAAAGAAAGCAGAAAGAAAGAACGGAAGCGGAGGAAGAAGAGAAAGAAAGAAAGAAAGCGGAAGAAAAAG